Messenger RNA from Cylindrotheca closterium, 1725 nucleotides. Lineage: Eukaryota; Bacillariophyta; Bacillariophyceae; Bacillariales; Bacillariaceae. The record is from the annotation of a GenBank genome assembly.
AUGGACAUACCAACGGAAACGCCAGCAUCGAGUUCAUCAUCAUCUGAUGGAAAAGAGGAACGCUACUUGGUACUGAUUGAAUUUGCCUACCGACAUCUUGACUUUCAAAUAGCCGAGAUUGAAUCCGUCUUGGAUAUGCACGGUAUCCAAUUAGGAAGUCCUGACUGCAGAGUGUACCCACUACCAGGACAAGACGAAACAGGAAGGACAACCCCUGCCUCAUCCAACCCCGAGCUUCGACGACCCUACCUCAUUCUUUCCUUUCCCGCCAAGGAUGCUUCGAAACUUUCCGACAAUAGCAACAGCGUGGACCGAUGGGGUCUGGUAACACGGGCCACCAACGAAAAUGCUAGCAUUGCCGAAAUCUUGUCACGAUGUACACUCGUCAAGACCAUUGUCGAAUUGUGGGGUGCGUCAACGUCAUCCUUGGACACGUGUGCCAAGGAAUGUGGAGAAUGGAUCAAGAAUACAAAGGUUGGACAGUCCAUAUUUGCCAACGUUGCGGGGGAACAAGAGAGUUGGAAGCUGACGGUCCACACACUGGGAACAAAGUAUACACGAGAAGAACAAGCAGAAAUGAGAGACAAGUUUUCCUAUUUGGGCUUUCAAGGACCCGUCCAAAUGAAGGAACCCAACCAUGAAUACGUUCUGAUACGAGAAGUGGAAAUGGAUGGCAAGGGAUCUCCCUUGCAUCCUCGUCACGGCAUUGAUAAGAAUGUUAUUCCAGAGCAUGAUAAACUACCGCCAUUGGGACUCUAUUUUGGCCGCCUGCUGGGCGGCAAAUCCAAAAAGGGCCGAGGUGGAUUGGAACAAUAUAACCUCAAAAACCGAGUCUACCUGGGUCCCACCAGCAUGGAUGCCGAACUUUCCUUUGUCAUGACCAACUAUGGUCAAGUCCAGAAGGGAUCAGUCGUCUUUGAUCCAUUUGUGGGGACGGGUUCUAUAUUGUUAUCCUGCGCCUUACGAGGGGCCUAUUGCAUGGGAUCCGACAUUGACAUUCGGGUCUUGAAAGGGCGCAACAAGGAAGAAACCAUUUGGAAGAAUUUUGAUCAGUACCAUUUGAGGCGGCCGGAACUUUUGAGGACCGACAAUGCUAUCUAUCACCGACACUUUCGACGACACCAGCCACUCUACGAUGCGAUAGUGUGCGAUCCACCGUAUGGAAUCCGGGCAGGAGCCCGCAAGACGGGGUCUCGCAAAGAUACACCUCGACCCAUUCUAGAGGAACACCGACACGAUCACAUUGCACAAACCAAACCUUAUCCCGUAUCAGAUGUCAUGUCGGAUUUGUUAGAUGUAGCGGCGCGAACCUUGGUAAUGAGUGGACGAUUGGUGUAUGUGAUACCUUCCUUUCAUGAAUUCGAUCCGCACACUGACUUGCCGCGACACGAGUGUUUGAAGUUAGUCCAUUCUUGCUAUCAACCGCUCCAGGCCGAAUUGGGCCGUCGAAUUGUGGUCAUGAAGAAGAUAAAGGAUUAUGAUUUCUCCAAGCGAGAUCACUACAUGUCGAAUAUUUGGGUCAAUGGGACGGAAAGUGCCGAGAAGUGUGCCAACUUACGGGAUAAGAUUCUGGAAGCCGCCAAGCAAAAGCCUGAUUACGAGCGCAAGGCAGCUGUGCGACGACAAAAGCGAAAGGUACUCAAGGAGGAAAAGAAGGCGGCCAAGAAGAAGAAGAAGAAGAGAUUGGGCGAAGACAAUGAUGAAGUGGAAGAGACACAAUCAUAG